Molecule: messenger RNA, 6673 nt
Organism: Rhea pennata
Lineage: Eukaryota; Metazoa; Chordata; Aves; Rheiformes; Rheidae
Gene: EIF4H
Product: eukaryotic translation initiation factor 4H
Exons: 7
Coding region: 31-798 (255 amino acids)
Molecular function (GO): RNA binding
Source: RefSeq, a predicted model, not a curated record
CGCUCGCACGGGGAGGAGGCUGAGGUGGCGAUGGCGGAUUUUGAUCCUUACGACGAUCGGGCCUACAGCAGCUUCGGCGGCGGCCGGGGGUCUCGUGGUGGUGGCCUGGGUUCCCGCAAACAGAAAGAGCUGCCAACAGAACCCCCUUUCACAGCAUAUGUGGGAAAUCUACCCUUCAACACUGUUCAAGGAGACAUAGAUGCUAUCUUCAAGGAUCUCAGUGUAAGGAGUGUACGACUAGUCAGAGACAAAGAAACGGACAAAUUUAAAGGAUUUUGUUACGUAGAGUUUGAUGAGGUGGAGUCGCUCAAGGAAGCUCUUACGUAUGAUGGUGCACUUUUGGGUGACCGAUCACUCCGAGUGGACAUAGCAGAAGGCAGAAAACAAGAUAAAGGUGGUUUUGGCUUCAGAAAAGGUGGUGGGCCUGAUGACAGAGGAAUGGGAGGAGGUUCCCGAGAAUCCAGAGGAGGUGGAUGGGAUUCCAGAGAUGACUUCAAUUCUGGAUUCAAAGAUGAUGACUUUUUGGGAGGUCGGGGUAGAGGAACUCGUCCUGGAGACCGGCGACCACCUGGUGCCUCAAUGGGAACUGGUGGCACCGGUCGCUUCAGAGAUGGGCCUCCCCUUCGUGGAUCUUCCAUGGACUUCAGAGAGCCAACAGAAGAGGAAAGAGCACAACGGCCCCGACUUCAGCUCAAACCUCGAACAGUUGCUACUCCCCUCAAUCAAGUAGCCAACCCCAACUCUGCUAUCUUUGGUGGAGCCAAGCCCCGAGAGGAAGUAGUAAAAGAGCACGACUGAGCUUGGGGUUGAGAGGGAAUGGGGAGGCGGGAAAAAAAGCAAGACAGUACAGAGUGACUAGCUCUGCUGGAAUGUCAACCCUGCAGUUUACCAUUCCUGCCAUCUGGCAUUUGUCCUCUUUGAAACCGAAAACACAGAGCUUGUGAAUGCAUGUCAGCUGUUAACAAGUGGUUUUUAGUACGUUCUUGGCUUUGCUGUAUCUAGUGCCUGCUUUGUGCUGAGUUUCCCUCUUCUGUUUCCUUCCAAGCAGCACAAUUGCCAGUAGAUAAGGCAGUGUAGCUGCGCUCACCAGUGUGUGGAGGUCUCUGGACAAAGGUGCUGCUUCACUUCCUUUCUGGGUUUGUUUUACUUUAGAAGCACAGGUUAGACUUAGUUAUUACCCUGUAUUGUUUCCUUUUUCUUCCUCAGUGCUCCUCUUCUGACCUGCAUGUCUUGUUCUGUAUUGCUGUGGCUCUGAAGAGGAAAGCUGGAGAGUCCAGACAAGUUGAACAGUUAGAGUAAUUCACAGUUCUAACCAUGUAGUGAGAUACCGUUUAUGACAAUUGAUGAUAGAAUUACUGUUUACAGCAGAGUUCUUUGUGAAAACGAAGGGGAUAACUGCCCUUUCACGCAGGUCACUGUGAAAUACCAACUUAAUAGAUGCAAAUAAAAUGAGUUGAGAAGAAGCCUGGUGAAUAGGUGGAGUCUCUAUGGAUAAAGCAUCUGCCAGUAGACUUUGCUGGCUGGCUGACUAUUGGCUUCAAAAUGGUAUAAUACUACACUUCUGAACUCAAGGUUAGUGCUGCAAAAAUGUGCCUGUUAGAGCACAAGUCCUCACUGGCUCUUCCUGCUUACAUUUCUUUGGGUUUUACAUGUUUGGUAAAUUUUUAAAUGAAGUUUCUACAAAUAAAAUUGACUUUUUUAUUUUUGUUUAAGGAGUGUAUACUUUGCCAUGCAGUAUGUAAUUGCCAUUAUCCUCUAUUUCUUUACCUAGUAGUGUACAGUUUUGAGACCUCUGCUUUCAGAAUACGUUGAAAAUGGACAGAUAAGAAAUCAUUAUGCUUUAGGUUCUACUCAUUUGGAAGUUUGGGUAAAAAGCAUCUCUAGUUGCCACAUCUCUGAACUUGAAGUGUUUCUUGCCAGUGUUCCUGGGAGUGUGUGUGUGGGAGGAGGGGGGUGAGGGGGAGGGGAGGCUGGAGCCAAUGGGGAGAGUAUUCAUGUUUAAAAACAACCUGGAUCUAUAACACUCUGUAGAUACGUCUGCAUGAGAAGAGCUCUUGGGCCCCUGAUGCUAGUGCUCACAGCUUUCAGAUAAAGCAGCCAACACACCAGAGUACUUGCAAGAGGGGUUUGGAAACAUGGCUGCUUCGCUAUGAGCCUCACUGCUAGUAGUGAAUUUCUUAAAGUUACCUUUGUCACAUCAGAGUCCCAGCAAUUUACAGAACUACUUUCCUUCCUUCUGCCUGUCACUUAAUCUGCUUCUGAGAUAAGAACCAUUUGUCUAACACUAAUACUUAAUUUAAGACAGACAUGCAUUUGUGUGGUUGUAUUCCAAACCAAUGAUUGACCUAUUUACAUCUUCAAUGUGGAAAAGAUUUUAAGAACAAAAUUCCCAUAUAAAAACUCACCUCUAGUCAAAGAAGUUGACUUUUAAAUGUAAAAAAAAAAGAGAAAAAAGAAAAAGGAAAAAAAAGAUUUCCAAACACUUAACACAUUCUGCUUCAUAACAAAAUAAAUUUAUGGAUAUGGUAUUUUGUGAAUGAUCUUUUAAAUAAAAGAAAACAUUAAGUAAUAUUUAACAUUGGUCUUUAUUUGAGUCUGCUAUAGCUUGGUUUUCCUCCAGUUCUCCAACACUGAAGUUAAUUUGGAAUUUUGGUUCCCUAAAUCUUGCAGGCCAUCUGUACCAGCCCCACUUCUUAUCCACGUAAGGGGGGAGGGGAAGAAAGCAGGAGGAAUCUAAUUUAAACGAAUGCUGGGAAUGUGCAGGUGACAAAGCUUGGGCAAAUUUGGAAGCAAACCCAAGUUCUUUGUCCUGUGGCUUCUGUAUAACCUCAGUUAUAGUGCAAAGGUAGUUGCUAGGGCAAGUUUGGAGGUCUUAUAGUUUGCAGUUUUAUAUAGCUCUUGCUACCAUUUCUUUCCUAGAACCUGGGUUCUGCUAACCUCUCAAGGAAAGUCUCCUGCCUGGUAAAGGACAAAACUGUGUGACCUCCCAGUUUGAGUAGUGAGCAGUUUAACAUAGCAUCUUUAUGUGCUGUGACAAAAAAAUGGAAAGAUUGGUUUUGCUUCUUUCCCCACUUUCUCCUAAGCUUUUGGCAGAGUCUUUUCCUGCUAGAUAUAACUGUUAAUGAGACUGCUGCCUUUUGUCUUUGGAAUAGUGCAUGCUGCAGGGUAAGUUAAAAGAGGGAGAGAAAUGUUUUUAUUGAGGAAACAAAUUCUGGCCAUCCUGCUGCACUCAAUGCUUUCCAUGGCAUGAAAGGAUGGAAAGUGCUUGCCUUCCAGCUAUUUGGUCCAGCCUUUAUCUUUAGACUUAGGACAGCUUGAGCAAGGAAUCCAGAGCCUGCUCUGGAGCAUCACACUAAGGCAGCUUGCGUGCUAGCACCUGACUGUCUUAUAUGAUUAGUUACUUGAGGUGUAAGUCUAGGGCUGGUUGGCUAGAGAUAGAAGGUCCUUGAGCUGCCCCUGCAAGACUUGUUAAUGGCUGGUCUUUCAAACCUUGUAAUGGUGGAAGCAUUGCUGUGUUUCAUUCUUCUGCAUGGAGAGAAGCAUUGCUGGCUUGUGAGAUGGUAGAAAGGUAGAAAAGGACUCAUCUUGUUCUAGUAGAUAUUUCUCUGUAUCUAUUAAUCAUUGUUUUGUCAAUGAUUUCCCAGGAGUGAAAAGGGGCUUAAUACUGAUACUGUUUAAUAUCUUAUUUUGAACCGUGUUCCUUGGAUGCAAGCAUUAAUGAGUUGCUUGGUUUCUGUGUAGUAUCCUGCCUUAUGCUUCUCUGGUUUAGGGGAAGACUUCUCCAUUAUUUUUUCUCUUCCCUCUUCAAAAACUUGUUUAUUUGAUCACCGUUCUCAAACUAAUUAUUCUAGCACAGAAGUAUAUCAAACUAGCUCAUGUCAAUAGCUGAGAAAACUACUAGCUGAGUGGCAUUUACAUUUCACAGAAGGAAGCAGGAUUUGUCCCCUUCUAUCAGCAAAAUGCAGUAAUGCUUAGACUGUGACAUAAUUUAUCUGCAGCUUUAAGCUAAACAUAGCAUGGUAAAACCUAGACCAGGAAGAUUACGAGCAGUGGCAACAAGUAGAUAAUUCACUUUUAUGUAUUUGUAUUCUCAUAGUUAAUUUUGGUGGUUGUGCAGAACUUUCUUGAAACCUGAACUUAAAAGUCAGCAAUGUGGUAGACAGGUUUUGGAACUGAAAUUGAAUUAAGGAAUGGCAUUGCUUUGCUACCACAGGAAAUGCUUUAUCCUGUUUCUCCAGUUGGGUUGCAACUGGAGAAAGUGAAGGUGGCUGGUAUGGCAUCUCUGGAAGAGCUGAGGGAGAUACUGUGGGAAUAGCAUCUAACAUGCUGCUGUACUGCACUCAACCACAGAAAAAUAAAAAAUCAGCCACCAAACCCAGGAGUGGUCCUGGGAGAGCUAAUCACAGCACUUGGGUAUGGCCCCGCAAGUGGCUUGCUAGCUCAUUGAGCUGUGAGGUCUGGUCCAGCAUCCAAGUGGGUUAUUUAUGCUUGUAGUCAUGAAUGCUGUUCUGAUGGCUGAAGAAACAAGUGGGAGAGUUCAAAUGUUCAAAUGAUGGACUGGUGAUUGAAUCAAGUUAAGGCCUUGAGGAUGACUUAUUUUUAUUUGCCUUUCUAAAGUAGCAACAAGUUGUUAGCUUACUACCAAGAUACACUGAUAGACUGGGACUACUACUGAGUUUCCAGUGUUGACCACGUAUUUCGGAAGUUCUGCUAGGCAUACCGGAGCUGGCUGUAAUAGAGAGGUCUUGUCCAAGACUCAGUGUCCCAGUGCAAUUUUGGACAAUGCUGUUAUUUUUUCAAUCUUUGUGUUAUUAUAGUUUUACUCCUGACUUUAACACAUAGUAGGAGCAUGUUUGCUAGCUGUAGCAUUAGCUGCUGAUUUGUCUUCAGAAAGGAUGAUAAAAUCUUGAAUAUCUUAGAACAAAUCCUAUGAUAUUGCAACUCUACCUUUUUUUAUAGAAAAAAUGUAACAAUAAAGCGGGUGGCAUUCUGCAAUGCAUGAGUGACCUCUUCAUCACAGCAGUCAAGGGUAGUAACUCCUAGAGCAGCCCUUGCCCUGCUGACUGCUUUGAACAAAGCUUUUUGGAGCAGCUUUUUUUCCCAGGGAUCUCGUUCAUCUAGAGCAUGUCCUUGGACAAACGCUGCAUGUGUCAAGUUUGCUCCAAGCAGUACAGUUUACAACCAGACACAGGUCACUGGUUUUCUAAACUGACCUCAUUCCUUCUCACUGUGGGGAAAUAGCUCUUCGUGAUUAUUCAGACUGGCUUUCAGGAAGAACUUUGUCAAUGAGCAAGUUACCUGCGGGCUGCUUUACCUUUGCGUUGAAGUUUGGUUUUUAUAUUCUGGUGGUAUUUUAUUGUAUUUUACUACCACGUCAGAACAAAGGCUCUGAAGGAAUGAAGGUGUUAGCAUUUAUCCUGACAUACUCCAGUGCAUAAUCCAUAAUCAGUUACUUUUGCAGUUCUCAAGGGCAUUUCUUUGGACUUGAUUCUUGAGAUACAAUUUCUGGGUGUUGCUUGUCUUAAAUUUUCAGAAAGGGGAGUUGCUGUGGCUGAAGAGAAACUUGAUUUCCAGCUGAGAUAGGAAUUUUCUAAUCUGUUAGCUGAAUCUUUACUCUUAAAUGCCACUUUACUCAUUGCAGCAUUUUAAGGAAUCAAGUAUAUAUAAAGCUGCAGCAGUUUUCUGUAGCAUAGACCAUCUUUUACUAAGUGCGUAAAUUUUACCUACAUAUUCUGCAAUUUAUUCUGCUAUUUGUGAUACCAUUCACUAUAGUGAUAUUAAGCCAAACUUACUAGAGGAAUUUAAAAUGACAUAAUCAUUCUUUGAUUGAGCUUUCUGAAAUGAUUCAAUCUUUUCAUGCCAGACAUUUGACUCUGAAGCCUGCUGCACAUUAGUAAUAGCAAUACCCUGAUGCCUUCGUAUGCUCUGGGCUAGCUGGAGAAAUGUACUACCAAAGCUAUACCUGCCUGACCUGGACCUUUCUGCUCGCUGAGGUUUAUGAGGGAGCAUUGCCUUUUCCCUCCUGUAUCUGCUCACUUAAACAGGAAGCCUAGAGAGGCCUAAGAAAUGGGAGAGCAGGUUCUGGUUGCCCGUAUGAUGUCACGGUAUGCACACGGAGUCACGGCUGUCAGGUCUGAGAUCAUGUUCCUUCUCCUCCUCUAGCUGUUUGGGUGACUAACUCCCAGCAUUUUAUGGUUUCCUUUUACAUAGCUGAAACGAUUCUGUUACAUAACCUUGCUUGCUCAACAGCAACUUAAUUUUAACAUUGGCUUUCUUCCCUUCUGUCCCCUUUGGAGCAAAGGGUGUCCACGAGCUUUAAGGAUCUGCAGUAGUUACAGAAAUAAUCUACCCACCUGUAAACUCAUGUAAAGCUGUAGAGUGUCCCAGGGUUGCUGUUUUGGGUAUGUGAGCUCUGGGAACGCUGCCUGUAGUCGUGCCAACUUCUUUCCGCCGAGUAGGUUUCAGCCAGGUUAGUGCACAGCACAUAGGGAUUUGCUUCCCGCUGUGAGGUUGUUUUGUUUAUGCUUCCGCGCUCCCAAGAUUUGCCUCUUUAUUUGAAAUAAACCAAAAAUCACUAAGUACCUCUAUACACCCCUGCAAAAUCUGUACUGUAAUGAAUCUGUAUAAUUUGUACUGCUGUAUAAAAAUUGAAUAAAAGCAUUCAAACCUUCUA